Coregonus clupeaformis (lake whitefish) is the source of this 2328-nucleotide messenger RNA. Its product is annotated as RNA-binding protein 38. Bases 269 to 1066 code for a protein of 265 amino acids. Gene Ontology annotation, cellular component: cytosol. Gene Ontology annotation, molecular function: RNA binding. The transcript is spliced from 4 exons. Lineage: Eukaryota; Metazoa; Chordata; Actinopteri; Salmoniformes; Salmonidae. The record is from RefSeq and is a predicted model, not a curated record.
GACACCUGUCAAGAAGAACCUAAAGUCUUGCCUCUACAUUGGUCGCCCUGCUUCGAUGUAACUCAAAGCAUGGAAUAAAGACCUAUCGAUACAGACUGGACGAAUCAAGCCUGAUUGCGCGCUUGAAAACCAAACCAUUGCGCAUUUAAAGCUUCUAUCUCUCCAGCACCAAUUUUGUUGUUUAGAACAUUGAUAUACCACCUGUGACUGUUUAUAUUGUGUUUUUCCCAUAUACCGUUUAGUUUUUCCAUUCGGACGCAGCGGACAAAUGCUUUUCCAUCAAUUUGUUAACGGAGGUCUGGAGACAAUGCAUCCCACUAUUCAGAAAGACACUACUUUCACUAAGAUCUUUGUUGGCGGUUUACCUUAUCAUACCAACGAUGCAUCCCUUCGAAAAUACUUCGAGACGUUCGGGGAUAUUGACGAGGCCGUUGUGAUAACAGACAGACAAACCGGGAAAUCCCGAGGAUACGGCUUUGUGACUAUGAUGGACAGGGGGGCGGCAGAGCGGGCAUGUAAAGACCCCAACCCCAUCAUCGACGGUAGGAAGGCUAACAUCAACCUGGCCUACCUGGGAGCCAAGCCACGCAGCCCACAGACAGGUUUCUCAGUCGGUGUACAGCAGGUCCAUCCCGCUCUGAUCCAUAGGCAGUAUGGAUUGGCCCAGCAGUAUGUGUACCCCCAAGCCUUCCUCCACCCCAGCAUGUUGCUCCAGUCCCACCUCAGCCCCUCUCAGGCCUCCCUCUCCUCCCCGUAUCUGGACUAUAGCUCAGCAUACGCCCCCUACACCUCCACCCCCUCCACUGGCCUUGAGCACUACCCCUACGCCCCCUCGCCCUCCACUAGCUACCUCAGCUACAGCUACUCCCCCGCCACACCAGGCCCUACCAUGUCUGCCCCCCUACCCCUCCCACGCCCAUCCACCUCUCCCUCAACCCUCUCGCAGGCCUCUCUGCCCCCCCUGCAGCCUACCUCCAAUAUCCCCACCACCAGCCCGACCGCAUGCAGUGAGGGGUGCCUGGGAUAUGGAGGUGGGGUGAGGGUAAUUGGAGGGGGACACUCAUGACAACAACAUGUAUGGAGACUUGGAACAAGAGGAUUAUUGCACUAUGACCUGUGACAUCAUCAGGACGAGACUCCUGACAACCGAGGAGAGAGUGGGGUCAGAAUCCAAAGAGCUUUGUGAAAACAAACAAAACAAAACACACUGAGACUUCCUCCUGUUUUUCUAUUAGGGUUAUUAUCCAUUAGUGUUAUCGUAGUUGUUACUAUACUACUAUUGCUGUUGUUGCCAAUGUUUAUAUGAAUGUUUGUUGCUAAUGAUUGAAGUAAGAGCUCGCCCUGUGUCCAAUGCCAAACGUGAUGGAGUCAAUGGAACAUGAGAAGAGGAGAAUGAAUGAUUCUAGAACCUACCUAGAACCUACAACCUUCCACUCCUCCUUACCCACAGAGACCACCCAUCCUUGUACACAAGUAGCCAAGGCUUUUCUGAGCAGCCCUUUAAUGCAGUGGAUGGGGUUUGAAGGUUGGGCGAAGAUGGGUUGGGUAGCCAUUAUAUUUCACCAGAUGCUCCGCCUCACUCUUCCAGAAGUGCUACUGAACAUUUCAUUAGCGAGGUGAGACAGAGGCAGCAUUAUAUAAUUAGGAAUUAGAAUACUAGAAUGGACAUGAACCUUCUUAUGAUGGUCCAAAGGUCAGCCAUGUUGGUCAGGGAGUUGGUCAAUCAUGGUUUUGCCAGUGCUGUGAUAAGAUAUUGUGUAAAACAAUGAAUGUGAAGAAUUUAUCAGCCAGUUUUAGAGGAAUUAUUCCAUAAAUUGUUCAAAUUAACUGCCAACAUUCCAUUCAAAUAAUGCAGUGAAUCCACAGCCAUACACUGGCUCAAAUCAGUUAAUAGGACUUAGACAAGUUGUAAAUGCAACAAAUACUGAUAUUGUAUCACAUAAUAGCACUCACAGCUUUUUCCAAGAAAACAAAAUGAGAUAUUUUAUGGUCUGUUUAUAUAUAUUGUAGAGGCUGUUUAUACAGAAAAUGUGUAUAAAACCUGUAUAAACUGUAUUUAUAAUUAUGACAACAUUUUAAGUUUACUAUAAUUCCAUUACAUAAUUUCUGAUACAUUACAUGCCUUACUUUUAUAUUCCUGCAUAAGUAAAAGCAGGAAAUGCAUCACCUAUGCCUCUGCCAUUCAUUCCAAUUAGACUGGUUUUGGAUUUCUCCCUGACCAAGAUGGCUGCGAUUUUCACCCCAUUAUGGAACUAUGAGGGUUUAUGACAUAGCCCCCUCUAGUAAUUUAAUAGGAUCUACAGUGCCUUCAGAAAGUACUCAUACCCC